Molecule: messenger RNA, 912 nt
Organism: Megalops cyprinoides (Indo-Pacific tarpon)
Lineage: Eukaryota; Metazoa; Chordata; Actinopteri; Elopiformes; Megalopidae
Gene: ncbp2
Product: nuclear cap binding protein subunit 2
Exons: 4
Coding region: 101-595 (164 amino acids)
Biological process (GO): mRNA cis splicing, via spliceosome
Cellular component (GO): nuclear cap binding complex
Molecular function (GO): RNA cap binding
Source: RefSeq, a predicted model, not a curated record
UCCUCACUUUUGGCGUUUGUUGUUUGUUCUGUGCUGUGUUUGCGCAGCAGCAGCUUACAUUGAUUUGCUUUAUUUGUUACCUUUAUUCUUGGUCAGCAAUAUGUCUAUUCAGCUGAAUGCCCUUUUCAGUGAUUCUUAUGUCGAUAUAAGUCAGUACAGAGACCAGCAUUUUAAGGGCAAUCGAUAUGAGCAGGAAAAACUGUUAAAACAGAGCAGCACGUUGUACGUGGGCAACCUUUCCUUUUACACAACAGAAGAGCAAGUAUACGAGUUGUUCUCCAAAAGCGGCGACGUGAAAAGAAUCGUUAUAGGUUUGGACAAAGUGAAGAAAACCGCGUGUGGAUUCUGUUUUGUGGAAUACUAUACCCGCGCAGACGCAGAGAAUGCUAUGAGGUAUAUCAAUGGGACAAGACUGGAUGACCGCAUUAUCAGGACGGAUUGGGAUGCUGGUUUCAAAGAGGGUCGGCAGUAUGGGCGGGGCAAAUCCGGAGGCCAGGUCAGAGAUGAGUACAGACAAGAUUAUGACCCUGCUCGAGGAGGCUAUGGAAAGCUAACUCAGCUCCAAAGAGCACCAGAGGGCAGACAGAAGUUUUAGAUGAGGAUUUGUCACUAAACAGAAUGGUGUGAACAUGAGCUACCAUAAAGCAUUGCUACUAUACACUGUUGUUACUUUGAUGAAGUGUUAAAUUUGACUUUUGUUGGUAAUGAGUGUGGAGGUAUUGGAUCUUUGCAAAAUCUUUUCUACCAUCUUUUGCGACCAUCCUUCCAAUUCUUCCAGAUACAUCUCGCAUUAGCUUAGUUCAGCCUUAAGGUUAGGUUUCCCAUUACCUUCACCAAAAUGAAGUUUUGUUGAUUCCACACUGUAUAUUGUUUUGCAUUUUCCUGGAGCCAGAACAUUUAAUUUUUAAUAAA